Molecule: messenger RNA, 2247 nt
Organism: Colletotrichum godetiae
Lineage: Eukaryota; Fungi; Ascomycota; Sordariomycetes; Glomerellales; Glomerellaceae
Product: ankyrin repeat-containing domain protein
Exons: 2
Coding region: 1-2247 (748 amino acids)
Molecular function (GO): protein binding
Source: RefSeq, a predicted model, not a curated record
AUGGAGACAGCAGCAGCUAUAAUCGGUCUUAUACAUCCGACAUGUAAGGCCGCAUUGAAAAUUCACGAAAUUAUCAAGUCUGUCAAGGACUCACAGAGCAAUGUAUCACGCCUCCAGUCGAGAGUCCAAGCUUUAGAUAGCUGCCUACAGCUACUUCGCGAUGCGUGUAAAGAGCGAAGGAAGGCUCACCUUCUGAAAUCGGAAGAUGAACACUUUGCAUGCAUCCGGAACGUUAUUGAGAACUGCCGGACAUCUCUCGAAACUCUAGCAGAACGGUUAAAUGCUAUCGAAAGUAAAGGACCAGGCCAUACUCGGAAGCUAAGGAUGGCAUGGGACCUAGCGUUUAGUCGAGAAGAUGUUCGGCAAGCGUCGGAGGAAAUAAGCCAUUACACUUCCGUGUUAAACCUCAGUCUAUCUACCAUGUCACUUGCACAAACAUUGGAAGCGAAGCAACCACAUACCGAGAUAAUAGGAAAGGUGCAGUGUGUUGCACGCAGACUUCGUGUCGAAGUCGAAGUCUCUCAACGCACCCUCAUGCCAGCUGGCCCUAGUCAAAUAGCUAUCGAAGGCCCAGAAGUCGAUAACUCUUUGUUUACAAGGACAAUCGAACAAUGGAGUAGGUCAGCUAUCAGCCUAGCGGAAGAGGUCCUCCUCGAAGGAGACGAGAAUCUCAGGAUCUCUAGAACUCGACUAAAUGGCAAUUACUCCAGAGGUUCCAUUUCAAGUGAACGCUCAGAGCCACUCGAGGAGAAUCCACAUUUCAAUGCUCGACUUCAGCUUCACAAAUACAAGAGAACGGUAGAGAUUGUGGAGCUACUACGAGUUGGUGAAUUAUUCGAUAAUGCCACUCAACAUCUUCAAGAGGCGGUGGAGAUCAGGAAGCUAUUGGCAGAAGCAGGAGAGAAAGACUUCGAUGAACCAGAACAGCAAGAUAUGCUUGAGCAACUCGCAGAUCUCAACAUUCUGUGUGGGACUAAAGAAGGGACCGUGAAGGCGCGAGGUAUUCUGGAGAAAUUGAAUGAAAAUUGCGACAUACAAGAUCCAAUCGAUCUACCCAGAUCAUCAAGACUACACCACAAACUUGGAAAGUUACUCUUUGACGGCCAACAUUUUCUCGGUACUUGCCGCCACCUUCAAACCUCCAUCGAACUUCGGCUACGGGAAGAUCCAAGGGAUCGAGAAAGCAUUAUGGAAACCUACGAACUUUUGCGCCACGUACAAGGCCUUCGGGGAAAUCACGCCGAGUUCCUGGCUAUCCAAGACUGGAUUGAGGAAGAAAUUGGGCCCCUAGAAGACUUGCCUCACAACGAGUUCGAUGCAGCCUUGACAUGGGCUCGUCUGCACGGCUUCCACAAAGCAGAACUGGAUGACAUGAACCGGCCCAAGUUUGAUGUCCAAGAUGAACAUAAUCGUCCACUUUUAUUCGCCGCCAUUGCAGACAAUGAUAUGGAUGUUGCUGUUCUCGAGCAAGUCAUACAAUACUCACAGGAUCUUGAGAUACCUGACGGCAAGGGAGAAACACCUCUGAUGGCGGCGGUGGUGGCUUGCCAUGUGUCAGCUGUGCGACUUUUGCUAGAAAAUGGAGCCUGUGCCAAUUUCAAAGACAAAAAAGGCCGUAACAUCCUUCACAAAUGCCAGACAGAAGAACUUGCCGAGGAGAUCUUCACAGCUACGUCUGCCCGGAGACCUAGCGUCCAUGUCGGUACGGAGACCGGAGCAUUACGGCGCGUGUCGACGACGCGCUUGGAUAUUUCACCCGUUCAGAGUCGAGGGAGUGAAAGUUCUCUUUCUUCGCUGGACUUCAAUGCUCGAGACCUUUUCGGCAAAACUGCGUUAUUUCAUGCAUGCGAAAAGGGAAACAGAGAUGUAGUAUCGGUUCUUCUUCAAUCUUUCAGGGCAGAUCCUGAAAUCUGUGGCCCAGAAAGGUGUACGCCCCUCAUGGCAGCGAUCCAAGCAAAGCUCAACGUGAGGAAUCGAGGAAAGCCGGGAAAUCAAGCUGCCUUCAUCAAGAAGAAAGUCGACAUUGUUCGACUCUUGAUAGCACAUGGUGCUGAUCGGAGGGUUACACCUGCUACGCUCCGAGGUGCCGGUGUGGCACAUGCGGAGAUCAAGAAGAUUUUGGAGAGUAAGGUUGGACAGCAGGGAAGUGCGAAUACCCUUUCUAGUGUAGCAGCGUCGGCAAGUAGUAGUGUCGUUGAGGAAGAUUGGCACAUGAUAGCGAGGAACGACGCGAGGCUCUCUGGCUGA